CAUAUAUAAGGGCGCGCGAACGGACACCGUCCACAGAGCUACAUUUGAGAACUUGGCUCUACACCGAAGCCUCAUUCGAAAGGAAGACAUGAAGCUGCUUACCAUUUUUCUUAUCUUCGGGCUGGUGUCUGGAAUUCUUGCCACCGCUUCUCUCAACGAAAACAAGAGUGAAGUCGCCCACCUAAGAGUUCGACGGUGGGGGUUUGGUUGUCCAUUUAACCAGCGUGCAUGCCAUCGCCACUGCCGCAGUAUUAGGCGUCGGGCAGGUUACUGCGGCGGCAGGUUCAAGCUUACGUGUACCUGCGUGCGUCGCUAGCGCACUUGGAGACCACGACGGCCGACAUCCCGAGUGAAUGCACGUGCAGCCAACGGAAGCGACGCCUUACACACCAGGAGUGUUACUUCUAUCUGCACGACUUACUUACAUUCUACACGUAGAAGUAUGACAAUAUCCGCCGCUUUCAGCUAAGAGCUGCGAGGCUGCCUUAGCAAAUGCGCUGUGAAUAAACGAGAAAAAGAAGCAAACCUCUUCGAUAGACUGUCUUUAUGCCUGGAGUCAAGGAAACGAAUAUCUGCAGGCGUCCUUUGCCGUGAUGCUGAGAGCGCAUGUGUGUCACUUUUUUUCAUGAAGGAAGAAAAACAAGAGGAGUAAAUACUGCGCAAUGCGAUAGAAGCCCACUGUGUCGGCCCAACACGCGAUCAAAACGUCAGAGCGCGUGGUAGGGUUUAGUACUCUCGGUUGAGUUCUGUUUUAGGGGCGAAGCUCUUUAAAGCGGCACCCCUUCGUCCCUCGUAGUCGUAGUGCGUAACCAGUCGUAACGCUAGUACCAGAUCUUGACCUCCAAGGUGGUGCCGGUGGGAGAUUUUUCCUGUGCGUUGUUGAACAAUAAAAAAUUCGCAGCGUGUGCGUUACCUAAAAGCCGACUUCUUCUGUCUCUCAU
Messenger RNA from Rhipicephalus sanguineus (brown dog tick), 941 nucleotides. Its product is annotated as defensin. The transcript has 4 exons. The record is from RefSeq and is a predicted model, not a curated record. Lineage: Eukaryota; Metazoa; Arthropoda; Arachnida; Ixodida; Ixodidae. Bases 89 to 316 code for a protein of 75 amino acids. Gene Ontology annotation, biological process: defense response.